AUGUACACUAAUACAGUCGAAGAAAUGGAGGUCUUGAAGAUUCUCUUUGUUGAAAGUUACUCGCUGCACUGUAAAGAGACGAAUUGUAUAGUCCGAUUAACUUCACAAGUAUCCCAGUUCUCGACUUUGAGUGUCCAAAAGUUCAUCAUGUUACUCAAAGAGUUCGAAGGGGUACAAGACACCUUUGUUCAGCACAAAGCAGAGUCCAAGAACUUCGGGCGGAUCUCUGAAACACACAUUUUGCACACAAAGUACUUGUCCGAGCUUUUGAAUGAGAAGAUUGUACGAAAGCAAGAAGAGGUGGGGUGCAGAGAAGUUGAUCAGAAAGUCGUUGAGUUCGGGGUGGAGACGCAGAAGACCUUUAUUACUAAUGUCCUCAAAACACUCGAAAUCAUAUCAAAGCAAUUAUUACUAAUGUCCUCAAAACACUCGAAAUCAUAUCAAAGCAAUUCUUCCCCGUUUACUCAGAAGUCGAUAUUAAAUAUGACACACAGUCGCCGGGGAACACUGUGA
This is a messenger RNA of Entamoeba invadens IP1, 513 nucleotides long. RefSeq lists its product as hypothetical. The record is from RefSeq and is a predicted model, not a curated record. Lineage: Eukaryota; Evosea; Mastigamoebida; Endamoebidae. The transcript has a single exon. The coding region runs from base 1 to 513 and encodes 170 amino acids.